AAAUCUCCCGGCGAAGAAAAUAACCGGCGAAUUUCACGGAAAAACCUCGCCGACGAAGCAAAGUUAUGGCAGUCCUGGCUGCGGUGGCAGGAUCACGACCGUGGAAUGCUUUUAUUCAAGCUUUAUUUCUGAUAUCUCUAUCAUUUCCCAUUCCCUCCAGCGCUUACCGAUCUUGCGAUAUCGUCCGGAUGAGCAAGAUGGGGCAAUAUCACUCUUCGAGAAUCACUUGGCAUGAUGUGAUCGGAAAACAUUGCCCGAUCUUCGCCGUUAAUCGCGAGGUUUUGAUCCCCAUAGCGAAACCAAUUGGCUACACAUGAACUGAUCCUUAUAAGAUGUGAGAAUUUAGUGGUUUGAUUUUGAUUUUGUAUAGCUGUAUUUGGAGCUUUUGAAUUGAGAUUGACGGAUUUUUUUCAUUUG
This is a messenger RNA of Arabidopsis arenosa, 417 nucleotides long. The record is from the annotation of a GenBank genome assembly. NCBI's taxonomy places the organism in Eukaryota, Viridiplantae, Streptophyta, Magnoliopsida, Brassicales, Brassicaceae.